AGAAACGGGGUUAGUGUUAGACUUUGCUCUAUCAAGAGCUGAGGAACUGGGGAAAUCUCUGUGGCGCGUCCCCAGCAGGACCGCCAGGGGAGUCCAGGGGGGACUAAGGGAGGGGCUGAUGAGCCUGCCCCGCCCCCGACCACCUGGGAAAGGAAGUGGGAAAGGAGAACCAGCAACGGUCACUGCAUUUCCUUCACAUCUCACUCUUGGGACACAACAGGACAAGGACAGAGCAGCUGCAGCUGGAUGCGGGCAGACGGCCACAGAGGAGGAGCUUUUUCAGCCACAGUCUAGUAACAGAGGGGUUAGCAGUGGCCACCAUGGGUUCUGUGAAUUCCCGAGAUCACAAGGCAGAGGCCCAGGUGGUGAUGAUAGGCCUCGACUCAGCAGGCAAGACCACGCUCCUGUACAAACUGAAGGGCCACCAGAUGGUGGAGACUCUGCCCACUGUUGGUUUCAAUGUGGAGCCUCUGGAAGCACCGGGGCACGUGUCUCUGACUCUCUGGGAUGUGGGGGGGCAGACCCAGCUCCGGGCCAGCUGGAAGGACCACCUGGAAGGCACGGAUGUCCUCGUGUAUGUGCUGGAUAGCACCGAUGAAGCCCGCUUACCCGAGGCAGUGGCUGAGCUCAUGGAAGUCCUGGACGACCCACACGUGGCCAGCGUCCCUUUCUUGGUACUGGCCAACAAGCAGGAGGCGCCAGAUGCCCUGCCGCUGCUGGAGAUCCGAGAGAGGCUGGGCCUGGAGAGGUUCCAGGACCGCAGCUGGGAGCUUCGGGCCUGCAGUGCCCUCACUGGCGCUGGGCUGCCAGAGGCCCUACAGAGCCUGAGGAGCCUCCUGAAAUCCCGCAGCCACUGCGUGUCUACGUGAGCACAGGCGGGGCAGGGAGUGGGGAGAACAGGAAGACGCGAUCCGAUCCGGGCACAGCAGCAUAUCUUUGCUGAUACGACCUGAAAGAAUCAGCUGGGCCUUAAGAAUCUUAAGCUCAGUUUAUCAGACGAGAAGUCCUUCUGUGCUUGGACAGGGUAUUUUCCUCUUGAAGCUUGUUGUCACUAGUGUUUAUGUUGAAAAUCAACUAUGGGGCACCUGGGUGGCUCAGUUGGUUGAGCGUCCAACUUCAGCUCAGGUCAUGAUCUCAUGGUUUGUGGGUUCAAGCCCCAUGUCAGGCUCCGUGCUGACAGCUCAGAGCCCGGACGCUGCUUCAGAUUCUGUUUCUCCCUCUCUCUGCCCCUCCCCUGCUCAUACUUGUCUCAAAAAUAAACAUUAAAAAAUUUUUUUAAUUACAAAGAAAAAAUAAGAAAAUCAACUCUUCUUUGAAUAAUAAUACCCUAAGGGGCAAAAAAUGCCUCCACACACUUCAUUUAAUAACUCAUGACCAAGGGUGAACCGAGGAAUUGUAACAAUAGAACAAUGAAUGGUUGCAUGGUAAUUAAGAUCUAAAUUCACAGAGGGAAUGAGGUUUCAAAAUCAGAUUAGAAUAUCUUCUGGACAUGGUCACAAUCUUAUGAGUGAUUUUUCCCUGGGAGCCUCUGGGUAUAUGCCGAGAUCACUCUGAGUGCCAGCAGCCAGGACCAGCAGAAUUGAGUAGGCGACUCUGCCCCCACAGAGUCUUGGGUUUAGAAGUUCACAGGGGCACUGAGCCCUGGGCAAGAGGCUGGAGUUAAGACCUUCCAAAAUUUAUCCUUUUCUCUGACGCUGAUUAAUUC
Molecule: messenger RNA, 1705 nt
Organism: Neofelis nebulosa (Clouded leopard)
Lineage: Eukaryota; Metazoa; Chordata; Mammalia; Carnivora; Felidae
Gene: ARL11
Product: ADP ribosylation factor like GTPase 11
Exons: 2
Coding region: 321-869 (182 amino acids)
Biological process (GO): vesicle-mediated transport; intracellular protein transport
Cellular component (GO): cytoplasm
Molecular function (GO): GTP binding; GTPase activity
Source: RefSeq, a predicted model, not a curated record